AGGAGCUAAGAUGGUCAAGCCCGCCCCUCGCGACCGUGAUAGGAAGAGGAAAUAGAGUUCCAUCGCUAGUUUUAAUUGUGUCCCCAGAGCCCAGGUCCCGCGGUGCCAGUGUGGGCGCAGGGAUGUUUUCCCAGCUGGAGAUGUUGUUCUUCGCUAAUUGGAGCACGUUACUGGCCUGCAUGGUGCUCAAAUUCCCCCAGAUCCUGUCUGUCAUGGCAUCCAAGUCCGCGGAGGGUGUGAGCCUGCAGAGUGUCCUGCUCGAAGUGUCCGGUUUCCUUUUUUUCCUGAGAUACCAAAUAUACUACAACUACCCCAUGGAAACUUACCUUGAGUACCCAAUCCUGAUUGCCCAAGAUGCCGUCCUUCUGCUGUUUCUGUUUCACUAUACGGGAAGCGUGAAGAAUGCGCUGCCAUAUGCUGGCAUAUUUUUUGCAGCAUGGAACAUCCUAGCGCUUGACAAAUGGAUAAUCGACUUGGCCCUGUACUUGUGCACAGGGAUGAGCGCUGCAAGCAAGAUUAUCCAGAUCCAGUAUCUGUGGCUGACUAAAGAUUCGGGCCAAGCCAGUGCGCUGACAUGGAGCUUGGCGAUGUACACCAGUGCAACGAGGAUAUUCACAACUCUAAUGACGACUGGGGACGCUGCAGUUCUCUUUCGCUUUUUGCUGCUGCUGAUUCUCAACGCCUGCGUCACAGUCAUGAUACUUAUGUACAGGAAGAAAACGGUGAAGACAGAAUAAUCCUGCGCCCGUUGCUGCAAGUGUUCCAAUCCUCUAUUAUCUCCAGUACCCACUGCAACUUCUUAUUACUGUUUCACAGCCUUUCUUUUCCCAAGGGCAGAGACUGAGGGAAGGGAACGUAGACCUGUUUCUAUUUCUGUGGCACAAGAGGAGGAUUCGGGGCCAAAUGUGGAGAUGAUUCUAGAGUGGAGCAAAGUUAAUAAGAGCACUGAUUUGCCUGGAGCUUUCCAUGCAGCCUUUGUGCAGUUGUUGCUUUGUGUAUAUGCUGCAAAUAUUCCACUGAAAGUGACCGAUUGAUGGGGCUGCUUCUGAUUCCUUCACGUCUGUCUGGGCCAGAAACCCUUCAGAUAAGAAGUGAAAAAAAUGACAGUUUAAGAUUUGACCUCAAAGGAGUCCCCUGCCCCCAGGGCAUCAAUUCUUCUUCUUCUUUAGUAGUUUCUCCAGGUAAUGUUCUGUCUAUAGCAGACAGCAAUGCGGGGCCUUAUUAAAUGAGCACAUUAUAUCCA
Molecule: messenger RNA, 1243 nt
Organism: Xenopus laevis (African clawed frog)
Lineage: Eukaryota; Metazoa; Chordata; Amphibia; Anura; Pipidae
Gene: slc66a3.L
Product: solute carrier family 66 member 3-like
Exons: 7
Coding region: 123-737 (204 amino acids)
Source: RefSeq, a predicted model, not a curated record